Molecule: messenger RNA, 3072 nt
Organism: Etheostoma spectabile (orangethroat darter)
Lineage: Eukaryota; Metazoa; Chordata; Actinopteri; Perciformes; Percidae
Gene: ormdl3
Product: ORMDL sphingolipid biosynthesis regulator 3
Exons: 4
Coding region: 400-861 (153 amino acids)
Cellular component (GO): endoplasmic reticulum membrane
Source: RefSeq, a predicted model, not a curated record
AAAUACUCACCCGAAAAAAACGGGGCCGUGAAAGCGACUAGCGGUGACGUUACACCGUGAAGUGUGCUGUGUUGUCACCAGCUGUUGUCUGAAGACGAAGGAGACGUGGAUGUGUCGAUUGAUUGUGCGCCGACACGAGCCGACCGGCAGCGCCUAGCAGCACGCCUGGAGCCGAGAGAUGUUACCGGAUGAAUGAUGGAAACACCGGAGUCUCGCCAGUCUGCCGGUGAUAGUACCCGUUACAUAACUGAAGGCAUCGAUAAGACAGAAACUGUGAUAACGGACUAAUACAGCUCGGAGUUGAAGCCAUUUUUCGCUGCCCAGACAGACCGUCACGCCAGCCGAGGUUCAAAGUAACACCAUUUCCACAUCGUGCUUUGAAGUGGCAAGACCGCCGUCAUGAACGUGGGCACGGCGCACAGCGAGGUGAACCCCAACACCCGAGUGAUGAACAGCAGAGGGAUGUGGCUGUCUUACAUCCUGGGCAUCGGCCUCCUGCACAUCAUCCUGCUCAGCAUUCCCAUCGCCAGCGUACCCGUGGUCUGGACCCUCACCAACCUCAUUCACAAUCUGUGCAUGUACCUCCUACUUCACACGGUCAAAGGGACGCCCUUCGAGACCCCAGAUCAGGGCAAGGCUCGUCUGCUCACACACUGGGAGCAAAUGGACUAUGGUGUGCAGUUCACUGCUUCACGCAAGUUCCUCACCAUCACGCCCAUUGUUCUGUAUAUACUAACCAGCUUCUACACCAAAUACGAUCGGGUCCAUUUUAUGGUCAACACCGUUUCCCUGCUCACUGUACUCAUCCCCAAGCUGCCCCAGCUGCACGGCGUGAGGAUCUUUGGGAUUAAUAAGUACUGACAAGGCGGAAGAAGACACCUCCUUCCUUUAGAAGUCCCCGUAGACUGCUGAGAGCAGUAUCAGGCCUCUGAUUUGGCUGCAGAUCCACAAAGAUCCGCGGCUGUCUGGCUCUAGUCUCUGCUGAGCAGCACUCUAAAUGAGGCCUGCUGGGGAUACUGCCAUGGUACCAAACUCCAGGUUAACAGAGCACACACAGGGAAAGUGUGCUGUCGGGAAUGUUUGUGGCCUAUCUCCUUUUGAGUUACAGGUUUUACAGAGACACUUAAAAGCAUAAAAGCGAGUAUUGUGAUAACCCUUUCUGAAGGAACGACAAUUGUGUGAUGUGACAGGUGUCAGGGGAAGAGGACAAUGUGUUUGCACAAAUACCAUGUGCCAUUUCACACCCACUGGCACACUGAGGCUGUCGUCGAAAGUUAUUUUGUAUGUAAUGAUACACUGCUGUAUUUAGUCAGCUGCUUCCUUUUUCUUGAGGUUCCUGGGCAGAGAGAAGAGUAACAAUACUUUAAUAAUAUGGUAAGGCACCAGGGAACUGCUUCAGAGGCGAGACAAGACAAACCACAAGGUUUUAUAUUUAGCCCUCGCUGUUCCGCUCGGGGCCAAGAUUGGGAGGUUAAGCAACUCUUGUUUUUAUCUGACCAUUUCCAAAUUUGGACUCCUCUUGUCCUGGUUUGUGUCACAGAAAGCCUCCUGUCUGCAGAGUCGUCAGGUCUGUGUGCAGAAAAUAUGUGCAAGAGCGGUCUACUGAUUCAACAUACAUGCAAGUCCUGCAAUAUGAGUUAAGAGAUAAGUAUUUCUAUUAAUAGUUACAUUCUGGGGACACGUGCUUGUCCCUAGAAGUACUUUGGAAUUGGCAGAGGCCUCAGUUGGGAGCCACAUCACACACUGAGUUAUUAGUUUAUUAGGUAAGCCUGUCCAAUCUAAUGCCUCCAAUAUAGUGGCCUUGCAGUAAAUCCUGAAAUACUUAAAGGUGUUUCUAAUGUUUUAUCCUAUUCCCACUCCCCAAUCACUUAUGAAAGGGGCAGAAUAUUAGAAACAUUAGAUCCAAAUCUAGAUCUUUCAAGAACAUCGUUCUCUCUUUUUAACCUGUCAAAAUCCUUUAUAGAGUCCAAGGAAUUUAGUUAUUCUGUAGUAUGUAAGUGCUAAAGGGAUCCUGAGUAAUGGUACAAAGCUGCAAAGAGCAACUAUGUAACGGUUCAUUUCAGAUGUUUAGGGAACUUGUGGGUUUUACGUAUUGCCAGUCUAUUGCAUGUGUAUGAUUUAUUUUUUAUUUUUAAGCAGUGGAAGGCAGAAAUGUCCAUGAGCCAUUUCACCAUGGCAGUUGAUGUGCAGUAAGUAGUUAUGUCACAUUUUAAGGAAGCCACAAUUUGAUUUAGUAAUAGUAAGCCAGAAACACAUAGUCAAUGAUUGAAUGUGAUAAUGGUUAAGAUUCAUUUAGUGUCUCCCAUGGGAGAAAGUUGUUUGAGAAAUGGAGAUUGCUGUAUCCAGACCUGACAUCAUAAUAAAACGCAUUAAAGUAAUAAUAGGAAAAAAUAAUAAGAAAAAAGUAAUGUAUGUACUCUUUUAGUUAUGAUACCAAACACGGGGAGACUGCUUUUAAAAGCUGAAAUUGAAUUGAAUUGAAAAAGAACAAAAUAAUUUCCCAUAUUUUAAAAAGUAUAAUUAUAUAUAGUGUAUGUGUGUGUAUACUUAUGUUAGGCCGAGCAGUGUUAGCCACACAUUUCGCUCUCAUCCAGACUGAUCUCGUGAAAUGGAGUAUGUAGGACACGCUACUUACUAUGCCAUCAUUGGCGUGUUAUCAAGUCGCAUACUCGCUUUUUAGAGUGUUGAUCAAUGCUGUCUGGCUGCCAUUGACUUAUGUAACCUUGUGAUUACAUGUGAAUUUACGCCGUAGCGAGUAGUAUGAAAGAGCAAAAAAUCAGCAUAGGGAGGGAGGUUGGUGGGGGGGCUUUCACCCAGGAGACCAGGGAUUGUGUCCCGUUUCCAAAGCUCAACCGUUGGUUUCUUCUUCUCCUAAACCCAACCGCGUGGCACGUUUCCCAAACUCAACUGUCGCUUUCUUCUCGCAAUAACACGCCCAAUGGCGUGUAUGUUUACGUCUGCUGUAUACAGCGUAGACAUACACACGAAUAUCUCAAAAUGCAUACAUAUAAUACGCCACUUGACUUAAGAAAGUUGGCGUGUAUGUUUACGCCAAGUCAUGAUGUCAUGUUG